Messenger RNA from Dipodomys spectabilis (banner-tailed kangaroo rat), 951 nucleotides. RefSeq names its product olfactory receptor 5I1-like. Bases 19 to 951 code for a protein of 310 amino acids. The record is from RefSeq and is a predicted model, not a curated record. NCBI's taxonomy places the organism in Eukaryota, Metazoa, Chordata, Mammalia, Rodentia, Heteromyidae. The transcript has a single exon. Gene Ontology annotation, biological process: sensory perception of smell; G protein-coupled receptor signaling pathway. Gene Ontology annotation, molecular function: odorant binding; G protein-coupled receptor activity; olfactory receptor activity. Gene Ontology annotation, cellular component: membrane.
CCAGAAGCAACACAGAGGAUGAACUUGGAGAAUGGCACUGUGAAGACUGAGUUCAUCCUCCUGGGAUUCAGUGACCAUCCAGAACUCCAGACUUUUCUUUUCCUUGUGUUUUUGACCAUCUACUCUGUAACUCUCAUGGGGAAUCUUGGGAUGGUUUUACUAAUCACCCACAGCUCCCAGUUGCACACUCCUAUGUACUUUUUCCUCUGCAUGCUGUCCUUCAUCGAUGCGUGCUAUUCCUCCGUCAUUGCCCCCAAGUUACUUGUGAACUUGAUUGCUGAGAAGAAGAGCAUCUCUUACAAUGGCUGUGCUGCGCAAUUCUACUUUUUCUGCACUUUGGUUGACUCAGAAUCUUUCCUCUUGGCUGCCAUGGCUUAUGACAGGUAUGUUGCGAUCUGCAACCCACUGCUUUACACUGUGAUUAUGUCUCGGAGGGUCUGCUGCCAUCUUGCCCUUGGAGCUUUUUUGGGGGGAACCAUGAGCUCCAUUAUUCACACGACGAAUACAUUCCUUCUCCCCUUCUGCUCCAAGGAAAUCAACCAUUUCUUCUGUGACAUCUCCCCGCUCUUCUCUCUGUCCUGCAAUGACACGUUUGUACAUGACAUCAUUCUGGUUGUCUUUGCCAGCCUGGUGGAGGCCAUCUGUCUUCUCACGGUUCUCCUCUCCUAUGUCUGCAUUCUAGCUGCCAUCUUGAGAACGGGCUCUGCAGAGGGGAGGAGGAAAGGGUUUUCCACCUGUGCGUCCCACUUGCUGGUGGUGACUAUUUACCACGGUACCCUCAUUUUUAUUUAUCUGCGUCCCAGCACAGGUCAUUCUCUAGAUAUCGACAAGGCGACCUCCGUGUUCUACACAUUGGUCAUUCCUAUGCUGAACCCUCUCAUUUACAGCCUAAGAAACAAAGAUGUCAAAAACGCCUUCAAGAAAAUGAUUAGCAGGAAAUUGAUCUCUUAG